AUGACACUGGAAACAGCUGAAAAGCGGGCUCUGAGUAGGAGCAGGGGGAGCAACCCCUCUCCUAAUAAUGCACAACGUGCAGGUGCCAACGGUUCGUCUGCAACAAGAUGCAGAAAUCAGAGGCGGCGCCUAGCCAAAGCAACCUUGUCGGAGGGACGGAGCGAAGUUAGGCCAGCACCCCAAGAGGCACCCAGUCGAACCGAGAAGAGGAAAAGCGGCCAAAUAACUCCUCAGGAGUUCAAAAGAAUCCAAGAGGAUAAACCACAGGAAGCCAGUGAAAAACGUUCUAACUCCAAACAGCAGCCGACGAGAACCGCAAGCCGAAAAUACUCGGAGACCGUGAGGAGCAUCCGGAUGGCAGUGUUGCCCCGCAACUACCCGGCGGAAUCCCUAGGGUCCGAACAGCAGACGGCUCUCCAGGACUGCCUAGUGAACGCUUUGUUCGUGGACGAUGACUACACCGGCGCCUUUAACGGCAUCUUCUUUAAGGGUGGUAUGCUACUGGUCGACUGUCAAUAUGAGAAGUCGGCCACCUGGCUAACGAAAAACACGCCAAAGCUAGAGGGUUGGAAGGGUCCGGCCCUGUGUGUUAAGAGAUGCGAUGAUAUACCACAACUGCACAGUAUGGUGGUAUUUUUCCCUAGAAGUGCGGACAAGCACUACGACUUCGCGCUUGGUUUAGUGAAAAACCAAAACGAGGUCUAA
Messenger RNA from Bactrocera tryoni, 705 nucleotides. RefSeq lists its product as uncharacterized. The transcript has a single exon. The record is from RefSeq and is a predicted model, not a curated record. Bases 1 to 705 code for a protein of 234 amino acids. NCBI's taxonomy places the organism in Eukaryota, Metazoa, Arthropoda, Insecta, Diptera, Tephritidae.